This is a messenger RNA of Drosophila obscura, 626 nucleotides long. RefSeq lists its product as uncharacterized. NCBI's taxonomy places the organism in Eukaryota, Metazoa, Arthropoda, Insecta, Diptera, Drosophilidae. The transcript has a single exon. Bases 33 to 626 code for a protein of 197 amino acids. The record is from RefSeq and is a predicted model, not a curated record.
GUGCUUAGUUUUGCCUCGAAGUUCGCUGCAAGAUGAAGUGCCACUUGCUGCAGCUGUUGGGACUAUUGGUAUUAGCCGGCGUACAUGGAGCUCAGGUCUACAUGCAGUUCAAUGGCCAUGGCUACGCGUACAGCACGGAUGGCGACAGGACGGGCAGGAGUGCGCUGGCCCCCAGCUAUGGACAGGCGGCGGGUCCAGCCAAUGCCCCAGAGGUCUUUGGUCCGCUGCAGUUUGUGCAGCAGUCGCUCAGCGCCAGACAAGGCUCACCCACUGGCAGCCACCCAACAUCAUCCCUCAGCAGAGGCUAUCAAACAUUUGCCGCUGCCAGUCCCGAUUCGAGGAGCUUCCCGCAGCCUGCUGCCAGCUUCGACUUCAGCACCCACCAGAUGUCCCAUGCCCAGCGCACCGAUGAGGCCGGCAAUGUGCUGGGGAAGUACUCCUACUACGACGAGGCCGGCUACCACGAGUUGAGCUACAAGGCUGGCGCCGGCAUUGGCUUCGUUGUCAUGGGUGGCAAUUUGGCCAAGGCCACCGCCGAACCACAAUCGGAAAUUGGGAUACCAGCGAAUGCCUUGAAUCCGUCCGCAAACUUUCAACCGUUGCAUAAAUAUAGCACUUACGCAUAA